Molecule: messenger RNA, 1817 nt
Organism: Episyrphus balteatus (marmalade hoverfly)
Lineage: Eukaryota; Metazoa; Arthropoda; Insecta; Diptera; Syrphidae
Gene: Cyp313a4
Product: probable cytochrome P450 313a4
Exons: 8
Coding region: 132-1649 (505 amino acids)
Molecular function (GO): monooxygenase activity; oxidoreductase activity, acting on paired donors, with incorporation or reduction of molecular oxygen; iron ion binding
Source: RefSeq, a predicted model, not a curated record
UAAAAAUCAUUCCAACAAAAGGCCCAACUUUUCAGUAGUUAGACAAUAGUGACAGCUUGGACGGUUAACAUAUUGGCGGACAAUUUUUUAAUAUCGGUUAAGAAAAAAUUUGAAAAUUCAAUUUUAAAAUCAUGUCGAUGAUUUUUAAUGCUUUGUUCGGAGGAUUUAUCGUGUUGUUGUUUUACUUUCUUUGGUCAAGGAGAAGGUUUUAUUAUCUUUUCUAUCAAAUGCCAGGACCAGCAGGAUAUCCAAUUGUUGGAAUGGCACACAAAUUAACAAAACGGGAAGAAAUUCUACCGAUAUUUUUAAAAAUGGAAAGAAUAUACGGCCGAAAAUUUCUCUCCUGGCUGGGACCAUUUCCAUUUUUAGUUGUUGCCGAACCAGAACUAGCUGAAACAAUUCUAACAUCACCCGAUUGUAUAAACAAAGCUUUUAUUUAUGAUGCAUUAGAUGAUGGAACAGGAAGAGGACUAUUUAGUUUGAAACAUCCUGUAUGGAAUCAUCAUAGAAAACUACUUAAUCCAGCAUUCAGUCACAAAGUUCUUUUAAGUUUUUUGCCAAUAUUUAAUCGAGAAGCUGAUAAUUUAAAUAUUGAUUUAAAUGAAGUUGUUGGCGCUGGAGAAGUGGAUAUAUCAACGAUUAUACAAAAGUGUACUUUAAAUGUAGCAGCACAAACUACAAUGGGUCGACAAAUGGCAAAUGUCAAAGAUCACAACGACGACUUACUUCCUUGUUUUCAAAGCAUUUUAGAAACAAUGACAAGUAUGUUAUUCUCACCAUGGUUGAGAAAUAAGUUAUUCCUGAAAAUGACAAGUCACUAUCCUUUAUACUUGAAGUCGAAGAAUAACUUACGUAGUUUUAUUCAAAAUUUAAUCAGUGAAAAAUUGGCGCAAAAUGAAGCAGAAUCAAACAAAGAUUAUCAGUCAAGCUCCGAAACAGAUGUUGAUAUUAGAAAAAAUCCCAAUAUUUUUAUCGAUCGGGCUAUUGAUUUGGUCAAAACGGGAGAUUUUACAUGGAAAGAAGUUGAAGAUGAAUCGAAUGUUAUAGUUUUUGGAGCCUUUGAAACAACAUCAAAUACAGUUGGCUACACUUUAAUGCUGCUUUCAAUGUUCCCAAAAUAUCAAGACAAAGUUUAUGAUGAAGCUCAAUCGAUAUUUCAAGCCAAAGGUUCUGACACAGAUUUGACAUAUGAAGAUACCCAACAAAUGACCUAUUUGGAUAUGGUUCUUAACGAAACUAUGCGUGUGAUGGCACCAGUUCCGGUUAUUGCCAGAGAAACAAUGCGCGAUGUAACACUACCGAAUGGUAUUGUAUUACCAAAAGGCUUACAAGUUGCUAUCGAUAUAUUCAAUAUGCAUCGUGAUCCAGAGUAUUGGGGUCCGGAAUCAACAACAUUCAAUCCUGAUAAUUUCCUCCCAGCAAAUAUGGCGGGUAAACAUCCGUAUACAUUUAUUCCGUUUACCAAAGGCUUGAGAAAUUGCAUUGGUUGGAGAUAUGCUCUUAUUUCAUCAAAAAUUAUUUUAUCAAAACUUCUACAAAAAUACCGUUUCACAACGCAAUUUGAUUUUCGAGAUUUACAAUUUGUUGAAGACAUUACAAUCAAACUUAGAAAAUAUCCUUUGUUAGAAGUGCAUUUACGUGAGCAGUGAAUAAUAUCUCUCAUCAGCGAUAACAGUUCUAAGUCAAAAAUAACAUUAUUAUAAUUUUUUGUAUAUUUAAAUAUGUUUUUAAAAUAUUUGUGAUAUAUGUAUUUAGUUUUAAGCCUGAAAUAGAAAAAUGUCAAAGUAAGCUUUGACAUCUUGCACAUGUCUCGGAAU